AAUUAUUGCCCUCUCUCCCUACCAUUUGGUAAGACAUAUUUCCAAGCUUGAUCAGAGUUUCGGGGCUGAGUAUACACGUCCACUAUAUAUCAAUACCAGAUCUCUCAUUUUCAGAUUCGAAAUUUGCUAUCAUUUUAUUAGGGGUUAACAGAUCAUAAAGCUGUUACUCUCACAAUUUCUUUGCUUUUGCAAUUCAAAUAUACAGCUUUGUUUCCUUAUUCCUGAAUACCAAAAACUAAUCAACCAUGGCUGCUGAAGUUGUUGCUGGAGCUUUUCUCACGGUUUCGCUGGAAGUGCUUUCUGGUAGGAUCCGUUCGAUCAUGGAGUUUGUUCGUAGGAACAAAGUGGAUGCCGGGCUGCUCAACAAGCUGGAGAUCAUGUUACUCUCUGUUAAAGGAGUCCUGAAUGAUGCCGAGAAGAAGCAAGUCAGCGACUCAAACGUCAGGCAGUGGCUUCAAAAGCUCAACGAUGCAAUCCACGACGCCGAGGACUUGGUGGAUGAGAUUAAUACUGAAGCUUUGCGAUGCGAGAUUGAAGGUGGUCAGUCUCAGUCUUCUAGAACCGGUACAUGGUUGUUUCAGCAGGUACGCAACUUCAUCUCGUCUAGACUAAAUGUUAAGGAUGUAGAACAGAGGAUAAACGACAUCCUUAACACACUUAAAUAUAUUGUGGACCAAAAGCAACAUCUUGGUUUGAGUGAAGGUGUUGAGCCUAUAACAUCAUCGUGUGCAACUACUUUGGUGAAGGAAUCUGAUAUCUAUGGGAGGGAUGAUGAUAAGCAAGCCAUCCUUGACUUUCUGUUAUCUGAUGAUGGCCAUCGCUUAUCUGUACUUCCCAUUGUAGGCAUGGCUGGGAUUGGCAAGACCAUCCUUGCCCAGCUUGUUUACAACGAAAUUGGUAAUAAGGUCAUGCAGAAACCUUUUGACAUCAUAGCAUGGAUUACGGUGUCCGUAGAAUCUAAUGUAUCCACGUUAACAGAAGCAAUUUACAAGGAGGUCACUAAAUCAUCAGAGUCCACCAUCAAGGAAACAUUUAAACUUCAACAAAAAUUGGGGGACUUUUUAAAAGGCAAAAAAUUCCUCUUGGUUCUGGACGAUGUGUGGAACGUGGAUUAUAAGCGGUGGUGUGAGUUGAGGAGUCCAUUUGAAUCUACUGCUCACGGAAGUAAGAUCAUUGUGACAACACGCAGUGCUGAUGUUGCAUCCGAUCUAGGUACUGUCCCCAGCCGUGAUCUGCAAAUACUAUCAGAGGAAGAUGGUUGGCAAUUAGUUAAAAAGCGUGCUUUCAAUGAUGUAGAGCAAGAUGUUUCUCCAGAUUUGGAAGUAAUCGGUAGACAAAUUGUUCGAAAAUGCAAGGGUCUUCCUUUAGCGAUCAAAUCACUUAGUUGUCUUUUGCACUCUAAGCAAGAGAUCAAAUAUUGGGAAAAUGUACUGAACAAUGAUAUAUGGGAUUUGCCUAAGUGCGAAGAUAUUCUUCCAGCUCUAUGGUUGAGCUAUUAUUAUUUGCCUUCUCAUUUGAAGCGAUGCUUUGCUUACUGCUCCAUUUUCCCCAAAGAUUAUAAAAUUGAAAAAAAAGUGUUGAUUUUAUUGUGGAUGGCACAGGACCUUUUGCAACCCCACAAAACAAAAAUACCAGAAGAGGUUGGAGAAGAAUAUAUUAAUGAUCUUGUAUCAAGAUCAUUUUUUCAAUAUUGGAGCAUGAACAAAAAUGUUAUUAUCAUGCAUGAUCUUAUGAAUGAUUUGGCAUUGUUUGUAUCAGGAUGUUGUUUCAGGUUGGAAGAUAAAUACUCGGAUGUUUCUAUAAGGAACGCUCGUCAUGUCUCAUCCUUUAAAUUCCGUACCGAUGAUGAGAAGAAAAUAAAGGAUUUGUGUGAACACAAAUUAUUGCGCACUCUACUGAAAUUGAAGAUGUAUAAUGUUGAACAUUUGCAAUCGAUGCAAUUUUUAAGAGUGCUUUCAGUGAAUUUAAUAACUCCAAUCCAGAUGAAGUUAUUAAAUUCAAUCUGCAAUUUGAAGCUCUUGAGAUAUUUGGAUUUAUCUUAUUCUGGACUUGAAGAAAUACCUGAUAAAAUUGGUACUCUAUAUAAUUUGCAGACGUUAUUGUUACGGAGUUGUCAUAGGCUUACUUCGUUGCCGGAUUCAAUUGGCAAUUUGAAGCAUCUAAGGUAUUUGGACUUGACUUGUAGUUCAAUUGAAAAGUUACCUGACACAAUAUGCCAAUUGCACGAAUUGCAUACGCUGAUAUUGUUUGGAUGUAGGGAACUUACUCAGUUAUCAAUCAACAAUGCAACUGAUGUUAUCAAUCUGCGUUGUCUCGACAUUAGUGCGACAGGUGUACGAGAGAUGCCACGUCAAAUGUCCAAAUUGGAAAAUCUGCAAAUGUUACCAAAGUUUGUUGUAGGCAAAGAUAGCGGAUCCAAUAUUAAAGAGUUGGGCAAGCUUAAUGAUCUACAUGGUUAUCUUAGUAUUGAAGGACUUGAGAAUGUUGUAAGUGUUGAAGAUGCUCGGGAGGCAAAUUUGAUAGAUAAAGUGCAUAUUACAGGAUUGACGUUAGCAUGGAGUGGUGAGAUUGGAGGUUCAGUUGAAGCCCGGGAGGUUCUUGAUGGACUCCGACCUCAUUUAGAUCCUGAGGAACUACAUAUUCACAAUUAUGGAGGUACAACGUUCUCGCAUUGGGUUGGAAGUCCUUCAUUUUCCUGUAUGACAAGGGUGAGGCUUAUCGAUUGUAAAAACUGUUUCAUGUUGCCUCCACUGGGACAGCUACCUUCUCUGGAAUUCCUUGAGAUUACGGGAUUGGAUAAGGUGGUGAGGAUAGGGGAUGAAUUUUAUAGUGACGGCUCUGUUAUCACUAAGCCAUUCAAGUCUUUGAAAUUUUUAUACUUUUCAAAAAUGGAAGAGUGGAAGGAGUGGGCAUCAGUAGAAGCGGAGGAUGGCGGAGUUUUCACAAACUUGAAGGAGUUGCAUUUAGAAGAUUGUCCGAAGCUAAAAGAGGCAUCAUGCUUACCUGAUUAUCUUCCAUCCCUGGAAACUCUUGAUAUAGCAGGUCACCACCUGGUGGCUUCACUCUCAAACUGUCGAUAUCCAUCGCUCAGUUUAUUGACAAUUGAACGUUGUCGCAAAAUGAAGACAUUUCCAGGAGGUACAUUGCCAUCCACUAUACAAAAGAUUAUAAUUAGGGAAUGCCCUGAACUGGUGUCACUUUCAGAAGAGGGAUGGCCAUCAAAUUUAAAAUCACUUCAAAUUAGGGAUUGUCGGCACAUGAUGCAGUGGAAUCUGGGAAUGCUCACCUCCCUUACAUCCUUAUAUAUUGGGUCCAUAUUUGAAGAAGAGAUGGAUGCAUUUCCAAAGGAGGAAGGGCAACUUCCCACCACUCUUACUUCUCUUUCGCUUGAUGGUCUCCAAAAACUGAAAUCCCUGAAUGGCAGCGCCCUUGCACACCUCACCUCCCUUCAAUAUUUGUUCAUUGGUAAAUGCGGUCAGAUCCAGUGCUUGCCACAACAAGGGCUGCCCACCACUCUCACUUCUCUUCACCUAUUUUCUCUUCCCAAAGUGAAAUCCCUAAACAGAGACACAUUUCGACAUCUCACCUCCCUUCAAAAAUUGACCGUUGUAUAUUGCGAACAGCUCCAGUGCUUGCCACAAGAAAGGCUGCCCGAGUCUCUUUUGGAGUUGGAGAUCUGCCAAUGUCCAUUGCUAAAGCCACGGUGUGAGAGGGGGAUAGGGGAAGAUUGGCCUUACAUCUGUCACAUCACUCGCAUAGUCUUAGAUUGGAACUACAUUUGAUUAAUAAUGUCCGCUCUUUCAAAGAAAAAAAAAAAGGAAAUAGCAGGUGGCUCAAAUUUUCUGAUCCAAAAACCACAACGAGAUUUUUGAAGCAUGUGAACAAGCUAUGCACUGGGAAUUGAAAUAUAUCGGCAGCUCUGUUUCUCUUCCUUCUUGGUGGCUCUUUCUUUGGAAUCACCCAAUUGCAUUCGGUUUCUAAUUAGGCUGUUGAAACCAAUCAUCUCUACUGCCAUUGAAGACAAAGUACCAAAAAUAUCUUCUGGGCUUCUGUCGCUGUGCAUGGUUGCUGACACCUUGCAAAAUAUACCACCAAAAAAUUAGAUUCUCGUUCUGCUGCGAUUUUUACCAAGGUUCAUGAGAUUAUUGUAAGUUGCAAGGAAAUAAAACCAAGCUGUGGGCAUGAAAGUGGAGCAGUAAAGCCAGAGUUAUGCCCAAAAUGGAUUGCUUUGCUGACCUUGGAGAAAGCUUGCUUAACAGCUAUUUCUCUUGAAGAAACCACUGGUACAGUGAGGAAAACUGGGGGCAAUUUUAAGGAAAAGUUAAAAGAGCUUGGAGGUCUUGAUACUGUUUUUGAGGUUGCUAUAAACUGUCAUUCAGAUAUGGAAGUGGUUGCAUGGUCCAUGGAAAGUAGCUCGCCUUUUACCCGGAUACAAAAGUUGACAAGGAUAUGCAUGCUUGAAGAUCAUGGAAAAUGCCACAUGCUUAAGUAAAGAUAAUCAGAGUCAUUUACUUGGAAUGAAAGGAAACAAGGAUCGUAUCUUUCACAGAAUUUGUUUAAGUGCGCCAUUCAGAAUCCCUCAGCUUUUUACUUGGUCAAAAAUUCAUCCGAUGCAUCCAAUAAUGAGAACUCUUGUAAUCACUCUGAUGGCUCUGGCAAUGCUUCUGAAAUGUCUUUGGCUUUAAUUGCAGACUACAAAGCAGGGGAAAACAAUGAGACCUUAUUCAUUAAUUCUUCUAAGAACUACAUAGAUGUUAAUGAAGAAGGCUCCAGUCUUGUUUCUGACUUCUUCUCACUGCCGUUAAGGUGGCUCAAAUUUUCUGAUCCAAAAACCUCGAGGAUCCUGGAGGGUAGAGAAAAAGAAAAUGCAGUAACUUUUUUUAUUCUGUUUUUGUUGCUGAUUCAACAAAAUCCAUUUCAUCUCGGCAAGCCUUCUUAGUUUUGAAACAAAGUUCUAGCUGCACUUGACCAUUUCACUUCAGGAAUUUACCGGGAUGUUUAAAGCAUAUGACAGCAAGCACGGUACUGCUAAUAUUACUGCAGCUGUUUGUAAGAUAUGUUUCUCAGUAUCUUGCACCCUUUGUUUCUCAUAUUACACUUGACUGCUACUCCCAUUUCCUCAAAAAAUUAAUUAUUUACUCAACCUUUGAUAGAGUUUUAAUCUGCCAUAUGGUAGUCCUGUUUAUUUAGUGCCUCUUUCCUUUUAUCAAAUCUCGCUGUUGCUUACCGAUCCCUUUAUAAAUCUAAGUCUAGAUUUUUUAUUUGCAAUCUAACAUCAAUGUGUCUUAAUUUUUUCUAAUUACUAAAUGAAAUUCUUGACAGGGUUACAGUUUGUAUUUCACACUUUAUUGGAUUGGUGUAUUUACCUCAUUUCACAAUUGCUGAUUUCAACAAUGACAAGCUUCCAACCAUGGCUGUUUCUCAACAAGUCUAGCACUUUCUUGAUUGUUUAUUAAAUUUUGAGUAUUGAAGUAUCUGCAGCAUACCAACAUGGAACUCAAACUGCAAAACUUCUAUUCUCUUAUUUCUUUAUUUGUUUUUCUCUUCUUUUCUAAGGACGAACAAUGGAGGUCUACAAAUAUUCACUGCUUUUUCCCGUAAUAGAGUUUCAGAAUUCGUUUUUUUUU
Molecule: messenger RNA, 5627 nt
Organism: Ziziphus jujuba (common jujube)
Lineage: Eukaryota; Viridiplantae; Streptophyta; Magnoliopsida; Rosales; Rhamnaceae
Product: putative disease resistance RPP13-like protein 1
Exons: 13
Coding region: 246-3782 (1178 amino acids)
Biological process (GO): defense response to other organism
Molecular function (GO): protein binding; ADP binding
Source: RefSeq, a predicted model, not a curated record